AGGCCGGCAAGCAACUUCAACUUCGUCGUGCAACGGCGGCAUUGCACGCAAACUGUUUGAUCGAUAACGCCGCUGCCAGCACACAGUGCACACUGCCGCCGUCGCCAGCAACCAGACAAUAGAGCCAAGGCGCACACGAUGAUUCAACUAAAGUCACUCGUCAAUUGCAUCGACAACUCGGGCGCCGCAAUCGUCGAGUGCGUCAACGUCCUGCGCUCGAAGCGCCCUGCCAAAGUCGGCGACCGCAUCGUCGUGGUGGUGAAGAAGCAGCGCAACUUUGGCCCCGAGACGGGCAACAGCGUGUCCAUCAGCGCAGCAAACAAGGUCCGGCGAGGCGAUGUGCGGCACGCAGUCGUUGUGCGCACUGCCAAGAAGUGGCAGCGGCCAGACGGCAGCGUCGUCAAGUUCGACGAUAAUGCUUGCGUCCUCAUCAACAAGGCUGGCGAGCCCAUCGGAUCUAGAGUUAGCGGCGUCGUCGCUGCAGAACUGAGGCAGAAGCAAUGGUCCAAGAUCUUGUCCCUCGCCCCAAUGCACGUCUAAGCCAGACGAGCCAUCACAGCAAAAUUCAAAAAGCAGCACCUUGCUCACUUCCCAUGACUGUAUCUUUACACUUUCUCAGAAAGCCCAGGAAUAAAUGUAAUAUUAUCCUCUUCACGUCACUACGCCAUACUCGCAGGCUAUCUAAAGGCCCUCUUUUGUUUUUU
Molecule: messenger RNA, 704 nt
Organism: Bipolaris sorokiniana ND90Pr
Lineage: Eukaryota; Fungi; Ascomycota; Dothideomycetes; Pleosporales; Pleosporaceae
Exons: 3
Coding region: 139-540 (133 amino acids)
Biological process (GO): translation
Cellular component (GO): ribosome; mitochondrial large ribosomal subunit
Molecular function (GO): large ribosomal subunit rRNA binding; structural constituent of ribosome
Source: RefSeq, a predicted model, not a curated record